UAACGGCCAGGGAGGCGAGAGAAACCACGAGCCUCCAUGUAGCGUCGCCGUACUGAAUCAUCAUGAAGUCUUACAUACAUAUAUUCAGAGGACUUUUCUCUCGAGUGUGGAGUCUUUCAGACAGACAGAGAAGCCGAUCGAAGAUCUGAAAAAUGGGUCAGUCAGUGAAACCCAUAUCGAGCCCCGUCCCCGACGAGUGGUACCCAACCCUAGCCGUUUUCAUGCUCGCGAUCGGCCUCGUCGUCACCGCUUCUUUCUUCGUCUAUGAAGCAACCUCUUCAAGGAAAAACCGCAGCCUGGCAAAGGAACUCACCACUGGUGCUGUUGCAUCUGUUUUCUUGGGUUUUGGAUCCUUGUUCUUGCUCCUUGCUUGUGGUGUUUAUGUUUAAUUUCUGCUCGUCAGUGAACCGAGAAUGAUUUGGUUGAAGAAGGAUGUCUUUUUUGGUAGUAUCAGUUAAAAUUUCUAACGCUGUCUUAGCAGUGGGAGCUCAAUGAAUUGCUGGUUGUGUUUUGGAAGAACUUAAUUUGACAA
Messenger RNA from Rhododendron vialii, 532 nucleotides. RefSeq lists its product as uncharacterized. Gene Ontology annotation, biological process: protein N-linked glycosylation. The record is from RefSeq and is a predicted model, not a curated record. Bases 153 to 389 code for a protein of 78 amino acids. Gene Ontology annotation, cellular component: membrane-bounded organelle. The transcript has 4 exons. NCBI's taxonomy places the organism in Eukaryota, Viridiplantae, Streptophyta, Magnoliopsida, Ericales, Ericaceae.